UAAACAAGACCGCUUUGUAUUUAGUUAGCAAGAAGGAAGAGAGCGGCGGUUGGUGUGGUUGGCGAGGGUGACAACUCAGUGUCAUGUUUUGAGACUGAGGGGUUCGGAGGGGCGUUCACAGAAAUAGAGGGAGUAAGGCCUCCUCCCCCAUCUGCGGCUACCUUCCCUUCUUGCCCCUUCCCUUCCCCCUCAGCCUCGUUCAGUCACCCUAUUGAUUGAUGAGGGCUGUCGGCCACGAACUGAUCGAGGCUUGUUAAUUGCAUUUGUCAAAUGCAGGGAAAUUGGGAAUUAGUGAGAUUGGAGAAGGGAGUUUGGAAAACAAAUGACUCUCGUGCCUAAGGAGAUUCAUUUUGCUGAAAAUGCCUCCGGAGCCCCUGGAGUCGGGGAGCUGCUCGCGUGGGCCUGGACCUACUGCACAGUCGAAGCUAGCAGGCACCAUGUCACUUCUGCCUUCUGUGAAGCCAUCAGCAAAUGGUCAGCUGUAUGAGAGGCACAGGUAAAAGGAAAGUUGUUGGCCGGGUUGCCACAUAAGCAGGGGUGCUGCUGGGGUGAAAACAACACUGGAGGCAGUAGCCCUCCUGCUGAGAACUGGAUCCUACCAAGAACGUCCAGGACUUUGAGAACCAACAAGUGUAUGGAAGAGGUCUGACCGACGGCCAGUGCUGAAAUAACCCACCACCUGGUGCCCAGGCUCCUCUGAUCACCCUCCAUGAGAAAGGAAAGUGAAUCCAGAGACCCCAGUGCGUCUUACCAAGCCCGUGAAGUCCAGUUGACUGGGGACACCUUUUGGAACAGUCCAGCAGUGUGAGCGUGGUUGUUCUGGCUUCCGUCAGCCAUGUCCUUCAGUGCCACCAUUCUCUUCUCCCCUCCCAGUGGCAGCGAAGCCAGAUGCUGCUGCUGUGCCUGUAAGAGCGAGACUAGUGGGGGCAGCACGGGCUCUCAGGGCGGGAAUCCUCCUUCCAGCACACCUAUCUCAGUGACCGGACAUGGCCUGGCGGUUCAGAGCUCAGAGCAGCUCCUGCAUAUUAUCUACCAGCGAGUGGAUAAGGCAGUUGGUCUGGCUGAGGCUGCUCUGGGUCUUGCCAGGGCCAACAAUGAAUUGUUAAAACGUCUCCAGGAGGAAGUGGGUGAGCUGAGGCAAGGGAAAGUGUCCACCCCUGAGGAAGAUGGGGAGAGCCGGGCACAUGGUUCCCCACCUGAGGAGCCUGGGCCUCUCAAGGAGAGUCCCGGGGAAGCCUGCAAGGGUGUGUCUGCCGUGGAAGAGGAGUGUGACAGCGUGGGCAGCGGUGUGCAGGUGGUGAUUGAAGAGCUGCGGCAGCUGGGAGCCGCCUCGGCUGUGGGGCCUGGGCCCUUGGGCUUCCCAGCCGCUCAGAGAGACAUGCGGCUCCCAGGAUGCCCCCUGGCUGCCAGCGAGGGAGCCCCGAUGCUCAAUUCCCUGGUGGAUGAUUUUGUGGCCUCUGAGGGUGCAGUACAGCGGGUGCUGGUCCCUGCUUAUGCCAAGCAGCUCUCACCAGCCACACAACUGGCCAUCCAGCGGGCAACCUCAGAGACGGGGCCAGAAAAUGGAACCAAGCUGCCACCGCCCCGCCCCGAGGACAUGCUCAGUGCUGCUGCUGCGCUGGACUUGGAAGAGUCGGGCCCCGGAGCAACUGGGGAGCUGAGACACUCUCUGGGGUUUACUGCUUCCCCGUGCAGGACCAGAGGGAGUGGGCAGAAGAACUCCAGGCGCAAGCGGGAUCUGGUCCUCUCUAAAUUGGUCCACAAUGUGCAUAACCACAUCACCAAUGACAAGAGAUUCAAUGGGUCUGAAAGCAUCAAGUCUUCUUGGAAUAUUUCAGUAGUGAAGUUCCUUCUGGAAAAGCUCAAGCAGGAGCUGGUGACCAGUCCCCACAAUUACACUGAUAAGGAGCUGAAAGGAGCCUGUGUAGCCUACUUCCUUACUAAGAGGCGCGAGUACCGCAACUCCCUGAACCCCUUUAAAGGCCUGAAGGAAAAAGAGGAGAAGAAACUUCGAAGUCGCAGAUACCGGCUUUUUGCCAACCGAUCCAGUAUCAUGAGGCAUUUUGGACCUGAGGACCAACGCCUGUGGAAGGAUGUGACAGAAGAGCUGAUGUCAGAUGAAGAGGACAGUCUUAAUGAGCCGGGUGUCUGGGUGGCCCGGCCUCCCCGUUUCCGGGCCCAGCGCCUCACAGAGCUCUGCUACCACCUGGAUGCCAACUCUAAGCAUGGCACUAAAGCCAACCGUGUGUAUGGGCCUCCCUCAGACCGACUACCUUCCGCUGAGGCCCAGCUCCUUCCACCAGAACUUUAUAAUCCUAAUUUCCAAGAAGAGGAAGAUGAGGGAGGUGAUGAGAAUGGACCUGUCUCCCCAUCUUUUGACCAACCCCACAAAACUUGCUGUCCUGACUUGAACUCGUUCAUUGAAGUCAAGGUGGAAAAGGAUGAGUGAAAUCUAUAACCAAGAGUAACUCUGGGUUCUGCUACUCCCCAUGUCCCAGAAAUGGGCGGCUGUGGGGCUUCCCAGAAUAACAAAAUGUCCUCUGCAGUCGGAGAAAGCAAAGCUGCCUCUCUUCUUAACACAGUCCCCACUGGAAAUGGAAGCUGGCAGCUCUGGCGGGAUAAAAGGACUUAUCUAGAAGGGGGAAAACUCUCCCCAUUGUGAAUGGCAAGCCAGAAAAUGCUUAUUCCUAAGCGUACACAGUGCCUCGGAGGAGCCUAGGAUGAGAAAAGGAGGAGGAUGGGUCUAAAAAACAUGAGGCCUUCUUGACACAU
Equus quagga is the source of this 2772-nucleotide messenger RNA. RefSeq names its product chromosome 2 C14orf93 homolog (gene C2H14orf93). The record is from RefSeq and is a predicted model, not a curated record. The transcript has 8 exons. Lineage: Eukaryota; Metazoa; Chordata; Mammalia; Perissodactyla; Equidae. The coding region runs from base 836 to 2449 and encodes 537 amino acids.